CCAAAAGAACAGGCCAAGACUUAACCGAGGCUUUGGAACAAGCCAAAAAUUAUGCUAGAAAAAGAAAUUCUCCCAUUGCUUACGCUAUUAUUGAAACUGCUUUGCAUUUUAUCGACAAAAACGAGUACAAUCCUCGAAAAAUUAUCGCUAUCAAAGACCGGGAAAAAUUAAUUAAAGUUUUUUCCUUUGCUAAUAAUCAGUUAAGGGAUGAUGGAUUAACCGAAGGACAUGAGAGAUUUACGAGCAGGAAGAAAAAGAAAGAAAAGACAAACGACGUUCAGAAAGCAAAAUUAUCCCUCAUAGACUCCACUGAACAAAGUAAAUACGGAGCCGAUAUUUUCCAGCAUUUACAAAUUAGAAAUCCCGCUACUUUAAAAAGAAUUAUUGAUAAAUUAACUUCUUUACAGUUAACUAGUAUUGAUAUUGAUGUUAAGGGAGAAGCUUUUGAGUAUUUUCUAAAAGAAGCUAUUAAAGGUCAAAAAAAAGAUCUUGGUCAAUAUUUUACUCCCCGCCAUAUUGUUGAUUUCUUAGUCAAGUUGGCCGAUCCCAAACCUCACGAAACUAUUUAUGAUCCUUUUUUGUGGCACUGGCGGCAUUCUUAUCAAA
Racocetra persica is the source of this 606-nucleotide messenger RNA. The record is from the annotation of a GenBank genome assembly. Lineage: Eukaryota; Fungi; Glomeromycota; Glomeromycetes; Diversisporales; Gigasporaceae.